Molecule: messenger RNA, 387 nt
Organism: Stomoxys calcitrans (stable fly)
Lineage: Eukaryota; Metazoa; Arthropoda; Insecta; Diptera; Muscidae
Exons: 1
Coding region: 1-387 (128 amino acids)
Source: RefSeq, a predicted model, not a curated record
AUGAUUAAUGAAAUAUUUGAAGUCAAAAAUCACAGUAGUGAUUCUGAUUUUAUUAUAUUAUCGGACGAAAAGACUCGGAAACUACGUGCUAUAGUGGAUAUGUUCCCUAAUUCAGAGAAGGAAGGCUUAGGCUGUACAAAUUUUGUUGAGCACAACAUCGAUACGGGUGAUGCGAAACCCAUAAAACAGCGAUAUUAUCCAAUUUCACCAGCAAAAGAGAAACUAUUGUGUGCCGAAAUUGACAGGAUGCUUUCGUUAGGGGUAAUUGAAGAAUGUCCGCAAUCUGCUUGGUCUUCCCCGGGAGUUUUAAUAGAGAAGCCAGAAAAGGUUAGAUUUUGGGUUGAUAGUAGGAAACUGAAUGCUGUCACAGUUAAGAAGGUUCGCUAA